GUGACAGGAAACAAACAGCAGUGGGUGAGGCGGACACCAGACUGAAGUGUUGGCGAUGCUCUCUCUCCGGGUCUGUCUCUGCGCGGUCCUGCUGUCGGACUCGGUCCAGGGAUACAACUAUUCGUUCAAUGGUUGGUCCAUGUCUGGUGCUGAUGAGGUAUCUGCCGUGGAAGGGGCCUCCGCUGUGUUACCCUGCACUUUCACCCACACACCCUCCGACCUCGCCAUCAACGGCUCCGUGAUCUGGUUCAGAAAGAAGAGGGAAUCAGAUGCUGAUAAACCGGUGUUUAACUGCACGUAUCCCAAUUCCGGCCCCUCCCGGUGCGAUGGAGCGACUCAGGAGGCCGGAGGAGGUCGGUUCAGAUUGGUGGGAAACCUCAGGCAGAGGGAUGCCUCGAUAAUGGUGGAGCGCCUGAGCCGGGAGGACGGUGGUCGGUAUCGCUGCCGGGUGGAGCUCAAUGUUGGAAAGUUUGAAACUCGAGUUCUAACGGCCCUGUCUGUGAGAGCUCCUGACGGGAACGGCUCAGUGGUGAACGGGACUGAGGGAGCUUCGGCCACGUUACCCUGUGUGUUCACACGGUAUCAGUUCUACCACAACCUACACACGGUGACGUGGGUGAGGAAGGAUCCCUACCGACACAUCGUCACCUUCACACACCAUAGAAAUGGGUCCUGGGCAGCGGAAAACGGAGUGACUCGGUACGAGCUCGUCGGGGACCCAGAGCAGGGAAACGCCUCGACCAGGAUCAAGCAGCUGAGUGCGGAGGACAGUGACGGGUACCUGUGUCUGGUGGAGUUCAGGAAACCGGACUAUUACCGUUAUCCGUUCUUCGGCCACAACCCCGACUACAAAAUAGACCACCCGUUUAUCCAUCUGUCCCAGUGUGAGGUCCGUCUGCGGGUCAGAGCCGGGAAUUUCAACCUUAUUAUUUCUGUGGCGAUUAUUCUGGUUCUGCUGUUCAUACUCUGCGUCCUCCUUGUUAUCUCCUGGAAAAAGAGAGUACACAUAUGGCUGAUGGGGUACAUCACGGGUACAAAAAGGAAUGCUCCAAGUUCAAUCAUCGCUGGCAGAACAGAGCAGAAGAAGGAACAGUCUAUGUCAGUGCAAGACAACUGCAGCUUGUACGACAAUGUAGUGCCCAACAUCAGUGAGAAAGUGCAAGACAACUACAGUGUGUACGACAACGUGCUCCCCAACAGCAGUGAGAAAGAACAGCUGGAUUCCUGCACUUAUGCCAGCCUUACGAUCAGUAGUGGGAAACCAAAGAAACCUCAAGCCAAAGAUCGAGUUCAAGGUGGGCAGAACCUCGAAGCCACAACUUCAGAUGUAAUCUACGCAACAGUGGCGAUGAAGCAAUAGGGGUGGUGAUUGGUGAGGGAGAGGAGUCCGCACUGUUUCUCUCCUUGGUCCCGGGAGCGACGUGUUCACUAGUGACUGGUUCUGACAUAUCUAUGGUUGCUGAAAUGCAUUGUUUGGAUGCGAACAACACCGACCCCCUAAGCCUGAGAGGAAGGGCUGCGUGUUGUGCUGAACUGUGAAGCCACUGAUGUUAACGGCUUGCCGAGUCACUGGGACGUUUCAGAAGGCAUUGAGUACGAAAAGGACUUGGUGCGAGGCAUCUCCCCUAGACCUUUGCAACCAAAGUAUGUUGAAGUGUCUCUACUGUUGUGGAGAACUUGUGUGCUUUGGAUUAGCCCAGGUCAUCCACACCAUCACUGACCCGAUCCAGACCAGCCUGUACCACUACCGACCCGGGCCAAGCCUUACAGGCAAAGUCCAGACUGAUGCAUGCUGUUACUAACCUGCUCUCUGGACUGAUCAAUGUCAUCACUGACCUGGCCUGGACUGGUGUAUAUCAUCACUAGACUGGUCAAUGUCGUCACUGACCUGGUCCAGACUGGUGUGUACAUCAAGGGACCAGGCUGUUAUUGUGCAAUUAGAAAGGGUUAAUCGAUGAUCUGGUAGUUAAGGAGUCUUUUGGGAAUACUGAUCAUAAUGUGAUAGAAUUUUAUAUAAAACUUAAAAGUGGUUUAAUUCAAUCUGAAACUGGAGUUUUCGAGUUGAAUAAAGCAAGCAUUUGAGGC
Pristis pectinata (smalltooth sawfish) is the source of this 2085-nucleotide messenger RNA. RefSeq lists its product as uncharacterized. Gene Ontology annotation, cellular component: plasma membrane. The coding region runs from base 56 to 1360 and encodes 434 amino acids. Gene Ontology annotation, biological process: regulation of osteoclast development; regulation of actin cytoskeleton organization; regulation of bone resorption. Lineage: Eukaryota; Metazoa; Chordata; Chondrichthyes; Rhinopristiformes; Pristidae. The transcript is spliced from 11 exons. The record is from RefSeq and is a predicted model, not a curated record.